AUGAGGUUAAUUGCGGCCUUCCGCCGGCUCAGCAUGAGCUUGGCGAACCAUCGAGCUUCCCUCUCCUCCGAACUAGGAUCUCUAUGGGACUUCUUCCGCAUCGAUCGAGAGCGCCGCCGCUCCGCACCCGCCUCCACCCCCUUCGACCAAAUCCCACCAAUGGACACCAAAUCCCCCGCCAAACUCGCCAGAGAUCUACUCCAAGUUGUUCACGAAACGGUUUUUUCGAAAAAGUUUGAAGAAAAACGGUGCCCUUUAGUCAAGGAGGAAUCUGAUCUGAGUUCUGACGAUGAAGAUGGAACGGAAAGGAGGAUCGCGAAUUUGAUUGAUUUUUUCUUCACGAUUGUCAAAAGCCAAAAGGAGGAGAGAAAAGGUAGUGGAAGUUGUUUUAAGAGCGAAGCGAGCCCGGAAGAUGCAAAUAACGUAUACGUGCCAACAAAGGUUAACACGGAGUUAGAACACAAGAUGGAAACCCUCAUAGAAUUUCUAGCGACAACAGGCUGUGUUGAAGACAAUAAAGAAGAAAAGAAGAUUACUUUAAUGGAGUUUUUAUUCGGGACAGAAGAAAGGAAGCUAGAAAAUCCUGUUAUUGAAAUAAACGCGAAAGGGAUAAGUCUAUCUGAGUCUAAUGUUAAUGUUAAAAACCUAACGUUUAUAGAUGAAACGCCUGGAGACGAAGGAAGCGAAACUUUAGUUGAAAUGUUACUAAAAUACAUGGAAGAUUACGGUGGAAAAGAAAAGGAAACUCCAAAAUCGUUAUCGGUAACGCAGUCCCUAUCAGUCACGCCAUCUUUAUCAGAAAAAUCCAAAUCUGAUAUGACGAUAAGCAAAUUUGAAACUAUAAGUGAUAUGAGCAAAACCAAAUCAGAUUCCACCUUAACACAUACGCAAGACACUGUAAUAGAUAGAGGAGAAUUUCUGAAUUCUGAAAGAAGAGUUUCAGAGACGGUUUUUGAUUUGAGUAAUAUUAAAUCAGAUCUCGAAGGUAUUUUUGAGGAAGCAGUUUUAAGGGUUUAUGAAUUGAAUAUGAUAUUUGAAGAUGACACAAUGAGUGAGCAAGAGGAUAUGGAAAACUUUACCACGUACACAAAACCUCCUCAAGUUCAAUAUAGUCAACCUUACAGUGUCGAACUAUCAGAUAUAUUAGAGGAAGAUGAGCCAGAACCUUCUUCUAUGGAUAAUCACAUGAGUCAAAUCAGACAAUGUGCUGAGGACUUAGUAAAAUACAUAGAAAAUAAGGUCCAAGAUCAUCCAUUUAAUGAUAGUUCAGGCCCUUCAACGGAAGAAUUUAGUCGAGAAUUUGAUUUGAGUCCAAGUCAAAAAUCAGUGAGCUUAGUAGACUUGAGAAAUAUACCUGAUCUACCACCGAGCAUGAUAAAUAAACCUAAAGUUUUGAGAGUCGAUAAAUCUACAUCUACAACUGAAAUAACGGAAUCGAUAUCUGAAAUGUGUAGACGAAUCGAUUCCGCUUGUAUGACAGAUGAUACAAUAUCUUCUAGUUCGGAAAGAAAUGAAAGGGCUUUAGACAAACUGGAAUCAUUGACUCGAUUUUUCUCGAGAUCUCGAUUAGAAAUAAUCGAUGAAAGUCUUGAAGAAAAUGGCGAUAAAGGCCCAAAGAGUCCAAAUGAAGGUAAAACUCCUAAAGAGGAUGUUCGUAAAAGUGAUAUGUUAGGGUACAAAAUAGGACAAGCGAGUUUGGACGAUGUAGAAGAUAUUUUAGAUGACAAUGAUAGGACAGAUAAAGAUUUGGACAAAACAGAAAAUUUAGAGAAAUGUACUGAAGAUACUUAAACUAUUACACAAGCACAAUUCG
Molecule: messenger RNA, 1813 nt
Organism: Maniola jurtina (meadow brown)
Lineage: Eukaryota; Metazoa; Arthropoda; Insecta; Lepidoptera; Nymphalidae
Exons: 3
Coding region: 1-1791 (596 amino acids)
Source: RefSeq, a predicted model, not a curated record